AUGGCGGAGGGGUCGUCAGAUGAGGCAUUCCUAGAUGAGCAGUUUUGCCUGGUAGUGCAGUGCGCUGUUAGGCUUUCAUCUUUCCCACAAGCGCCGCGGGGCACCCCCGCCUUUCCGUUGCCUCCGCCGGGUGGCGGCCGCUCCAUCUUUGAAGAAGGGAAGGGGCAGCAGCUGUGGGGCUCUGCUGACAGGAGAUUUAGCCAGCUGCUGGCAUCGAAUGCUCCUGGGACGGAGGCGCAGCUGUGGGGCUCUGCUGACAGGAGAUUUAGCCAGCUGCUGGCAUCGAAUGCUCCUGGGACGGAGGAGCCCAAGGAAACUCAGCGGGCCCUUCCAGAGACAGGAGAUUCCACCACGUCUCGGCUGCCGACUACACUUCUGCCACUGCAUCCUUACCUGCAGCGGCGACUGUUGGCCUCUGGCUUGGAAGUGUUUGUCUUACCACAUGCACACCCGGAGGGCAGCUUAGAGGUGCACUUGGAGAUGCAUGCGGGUAGUACUGCGGAGGCUGAAAAUGAGCGGGGCAUGGCGCAUCUUUGUGAGCACCUCGUCUUCAUGGGAAACCGAAGGCGAGGAGAGGUCGUGGCCCUGCAAGGAGAGGCCAACGCCUUCACGGACUUCCACCACACAGUGUACUUUGUGAGCUGGCGAGGGGGUGAAGGCAACGGCUCGGAAGGCCAAAAGGCUCGAAGAGGACAGGAGCAACAAACUGCAAGCCGUCAAGACUGGAGCCUGCGCAGGCUCAGAGCAGCGCUGGAGAUGAUGCGAGAAGUCUUCACGGCUCCCACCCAGUUCACCGCCGAGAGGCUUCUCAAAGAGAAGGCCGCAGUCAUCUCGGAGUCGUCCCUAGUGAACACGAUCUUCUACAGAAAGGAACAGGCACAGCUAUCCAAGUUGCAUAGCGAUACCAUCCUGCCCUCCCGUUUCCCCAUCGGGGACAUGGGACUCCUCCGCAGUUGGAGCGUCGAGGAUGUGCACAAGUUCUUCGCUCGAUUUUACCGUCCAGAGAACGCCACCUUGUACAUCGUGGGAGACAUGGCUCCGCUUGCGGCCCUUGAUUGUGUAGACAACAUCCUCGGAUAUGUUCAGGGAGACAGACAGGGGGAGGCGGAGUGGCGUGUACUCCGUGACCGGUGGCUGCAGAGCACAGUCAAGAAACAUUCGGUUUUUUUUCCUCCUUUGGCCCAUGCCUGGACUAAAGAGGACAAGAUUGCCAAUGCCGCAGCGAGCCCUGCAGCUACGAAUACCGUCAAAGCAAAUGGGCCGGGCUCACCCACGGAGAAAACAGACUCAUCUGCGGUGCCUCUUGCGAGUCUGCUGAAGUCGCGUUUGCAUGCGUGGCAGCAUCCGCUAUUGCAGCACUUCUCGCUACUCUUCCUCCGGAAGCUCCCUAUAGCCGCCCUGCAAACGGCGGGCGACUUCUUUCGCCUCCUUGCUCGCAAACUUGCCCUGCAGGCCCUUGCCGUACGCCAAAUGGCGGAGCACGGCGUAAGCGAAACGGAAUUGGGAAGUUUGCUUGACUCGUACAAGGUUAACCUCGACCGCAUGCACAUGCAGCUGCUGUCGUCGGGAGACAUGCUACGGCUGCUCAUGGACAGCACUGCUUGCGGCCACCGCGUAGUGCAUCUUGAGGACGAACGGAGUCUUGCCUUGCAGUUGGCUAGGGGGGAGCUGCGGUCUUCGCCUCAUGCAGGCGAUGCAGCACCAGGGAACCAGACAGACACCACAGACUCCGAGAAAAUGAAACGACUGCUCGCCCUAGUAAAUGAAGAGGCGCGCAGCAUGUUGAAGUGGAUGAAUGAGCCGAUAAGCGCAAACGGAAUGUACAGCGGUCCCGAUGCCAUCUGCGCAUUUCUGGUCCAGUCCGGAGAACCCCGCAGCACCGGCAACAGCUGCCAACCCCAAAGAGGCCGCAUUCCUUCAACGCAGUUGCAGGGCCACAUCGAAAUGGAACAUAUGGAGAUGGGGACUGUCAGUGCGGAAGGUGCCGAGCUCAGAGGAACCCCAGGUGCACUUGCGGACGACGGACACAACCAGACAAGGCUUGUGAUCCCGACGGAAACAAUCCUCAGCGAAGUCUGUGACGCCAUGACCCAUGCUGUCCCAUCGAAGCGAGAGGGAGUUGAAACCCCGAAGUACUUGCUAACGAAUGAGGAGUUGGAGGUCCUACGACGCCGGGCGGCAGAAAGUCCCCCAGUAGUGCAGAGGCUGAAGGAGGCUGGGCCCAACGCGCAGACGCUCCAGUUUGCAAGUGGCGCGAAAGUUACUAUCAAGCCGUUGGCCGAGGAGCGCGGCUCCGCACUGAUUCGCGUGUUGAUACCUGGCGGCCGUCUGGCCUCUAAGUUGGAUUCCGCGAGGAGCGCCGCCGAUAGCAGGGAGGUUGAGGCCUUGAGGCAACAAAGCGCAGCAAUGGUGGUGGGGGCAAUGACAAUGAUGGAAGGGGGAGCUGUCGGCAAUUUUACGCGCCAACAGAUCGAAGCUUUCUGCCAGGAGAGAUUGAUUGGCAGCACUAGCACACCUAGAGGGCAUGGCGUUAGUUGA
Molecule: messenger RNA, 2538 nt
Organism: Eimeria mitis
Lineage: Eukaryota; Apicomplexa; Conoidasida; Eucoccidiorida; Eimeriidae
Exons: 9
Coding region: 1-2538 (845 amino acids)
Molecular function (GO): metal ion binding
Source: RefSeq, a predicted model, not a curated record